ACUCAAUAAUCACCCCAUCGUCGCUAGUCAAGGGAGAGACUACUACACAAAUACGACUACCUUUACCCGCUUUCCAAAAGGCACAAACAUACUUAUCCCUCCCCUAAACCCCCACUUUCCCACUUCCGCCGCCGCAAACCACCACACGCCACCAUGCAAGCCACCUUAAUCUCCCCACCGUCACACACCCUUCCCCACCCUACCACCGCCACCAGCACCACCAAAACCCUUUCCUUCUCCAAACGCCCCACCACAAUCCGAGCCUCCUCCUCAACCGAAACAGUCCCACCACCACCGCAAACGGUCGACGUCGCCGACCCAUCUCGGAAACUCAACAAAUACAGCUCUCAAAUCACCGAACCCAAGUCCCAGGGUGGUUCUCAGGCCAUCCUCUACGGCGUUGGACUCUCGGAUGAGGACAUGGGUAAGCCCCAAAUCGGCAUUUCCUCUGUUUGGUACGAGGGAAACACUUGUAAUAUGCAUUUGUUGAGUUUGGCUGAGGCUGUGAAGGAAGGGGUCAGAGAGGCUGGUAUGGUUGGGUUCAGAUUCAAUACCAUUGGGGUUAGUGAUGCUAUAUCUAUGGGGACUAGAGGGAUGUGUUAUAGCUUGCAGUCUAGGGAUUUGAUUGCUGAUAGUAUUGAGACUGUCAUGGCCGCUCAGUGGUAUGAUGGGAAUAUCUCCAUUCCUGGUUGUGACAAGAAUGUUGCAGAACUAUGUUUAAGCUUGUAGCAGUAGAGGAGUAGC
Camellia sinensis is the source of this 744-nucleotide messenger RNA. Lineage: Eukaryota; Viridiplantae; Streptophyta; Magnoliopsida; Ericales; Theaceae. The record is from RefSeq and is a predicted model, not a curated record.